UUGGUGUGAACGCUGGUGCUGAACAAGGGUACUAUUGUAGUGGCGAGGUCCAAGGGGGGCAUGUGAACACAUGAGAACACAACAGUCGGUGUUCUUUAUGAAGUCAGUACACUAAACACCUUGUAUCAUAUAUCAACAAACACAAGUCAGUGACGGGGUCAAAGGGUGAAAUAAUAAUAAACCUGAAGGACUUGUGAAUACAGGAACUCGCGCUGGAGAUGCUGUAACGGGCUGUAAUCCGCAUGGUAGGGGUGCUGCUACUUGAAACUUGAUCCAUGGCCAGAGGCGACAGUUAAGCACGAUGCAGACAGACGCUACCUGGUGACGUAAAACACAGAACGCAGGCGUAAAAACUAAAUAUCGAAAAUAAAAAUGACACCAGCUACCGCAACCUUACAAUUUUCAAGAAAAUCUCAAACGUUGGAGGAGCUCGACAAGGAGAGGCCGAAAUCUCUCGAAGCAGUCCGCGAGAUUCUAAGAGAGGCGACGACAGACGUGGAAACCAAGCUAAGUCUCAUUGAAGUCAGCCUCAUUGGACGCGGAGUAACGUACGCUGACUUCAUUCGACCUUACGUGGCGCCCAUCGUCUCUUUAAUGAAAUCCCUGGAAAUUUAUGAAAUUUACAACAAAAAGCAAAUCGAGGAGAUCAUCCACCAGGGCAUUGAGACAGGAGAGGCGGUGAAGGAGAGUGACCUUCCAGGCUAUCACAUGCUCAAGGAAUGCUAUCACAAAAUCAAGGAGUAUCUCCCGGGAGCCUUUACUGCCAUUUUCCUAGAGAUAGAAAAGAUUUUAGAAAACUUGGACAAAUAUUGCCGCAGUUUCAGCAAGGCGGAGGAGCGGGAAUACAUGGACACGCCGUCACAUUAUGAGAUGAAACGCCAGGAGCUCUGGAAACUUAUCCGGGUUAACCUUGAUGACGUCAAGGACAUGAUUGGCAGGUAUCAGGAAGAUGGCGUCGAUAUCAAGAUGUUUGGGAUACACGCGCGAGAUAUCGGACGCGGCUGCGAAUGCGAGCGUCUCCCCUUUCUGCUCAUGUUCCCUCAAACGUGCGUAAAUGUCAGGAACGCUUGCAAAGGAAUAAGACAAUGGUUGAAAGCAGACGAGGAAUAUCCGUCCUAUAUUAAAGAUGACAUUAUUGAUAUGGAGAAGAAAAUUGAGCACAAAACGCGCGAGGAGAGAGAGAGUCAGAUGCGAAGUAGUCAGCUGGAGUAUAAAAUGAGGCACGUGCAGCAGGAGUGCUCCGUGCUGGAAUCAGAACUGAAGAAACUGAUAGCGCGCGAAAUGGCGUUUAACCAAGACGCUCGUAAACUUGAAAGAGAGAUUAAUAAACUUGAGUUGGAAAUUGGGACGCUGGAGCAAGAGAAAGUCAUGUCAAGUAAAGGACUCAUUAAAAGUUCACAUCCACCGGAGGCGCUCUCCCGUAAAAUCCACGAUUUAAAAGAAAAGCACCAUGGGCUAGCAACAAAACAUUCCCACGUGCAAGCAAAAAUAAUGCUGGUCGAGAAAAAACGAGAAAUGCUCCGAGAGUCCAACGCCAACGCAAGCGCCUUGAGGAGCGCCUCAAGAAAAGCAAGAACGGAACACACAAACGUGGAACACGAGUUGCAUACCAUGAAUGAGAGGCUAGAGGAGUUAAAACAAAUAUACCUCUACAAGACGAGUCACGAAACACCAAAGAAGAUAUUUUAUGGUCUUCCACUAGCUCCUAAAACGACGGUCAAAACUACAGGCAAGAAAAACCACGAUCCACUAAACAGGGCGGUGAAGAUAGUCGCCCACUACAUCGAGAAAGACUGGAUGAAGCUGUACCGCAAACUUCCUUUCCACCCCGUGCGCGGCACAGAAAUGUUAGAACAGGAUCUGGACGACAUCUUCCAGAAAUCCGCGCGAAACACCGUCAAGGAGCUGUCCCAUGAGGCUUUAGCAAAAUGGCGCCGGCUCCACACGCGUGCCACGCUGGAGGAGUUGAAAGGGGCGCUGGUUGAACUCAAAAGAAAGGACGUGCUGGAGCAUUUAGAGAAAGCCCAUGGCGGCAGCGGAGGUGCAGCGUCUUCCAGGCGGAACAAGCCAACCAUAUUUAAGCCAGCGAGAGUGGCGGUGUCUCUUCCUAAGAUUAAAAUAUCUGGCGACAAGAGCAUGGUAGUGCAGAGCAUCUGAAUAAAAGACUGCAUCAUCACGUACGGCAAUUACUGGAUCUUUUCAGUGGCGGAAAUUGUGCAUUUUAUAGAUGCUGUGAUUUUUAAGUCAUAAUUUCUGAAAAUUAGAACGUUCCUGUUGAGUGGUAGCAACAAAAUUAAAAAGCAGGGCACUCAAUAGUGCUGUUUUAUGUAGUAAAAGCUCCACAGAUGCUAAACAGAAAUAUGAUUUUUGUGAAUACAAAAUUAUGUAAAGUUUGGUAAUUUUUGACAUCUGAAAAGAUCGAGUCACUACCGAAGUAUACCAGUAGCUAAAGGCAACACCAUAUAAAAUACCAUUUUUGCAUUUUUGAAAAAAGUUAAAAUAUAGCAUUAUAGCCGCGGCGCGUGCUUGUAACCGUCUCAGUAAUACUCGAUACUUAAUGUUAACAUUCAAUUCUGCUCCAUCAAUUUCCGUCCAAGUUACGGCGAGUAAAGGCAUUCAUAGAUGAGGUCUUGGAAAGCGGCAAUUGUUACAAGGAUUUCAAUUUAUUAUGAAGUUAUAUUAUAUGAAUAAAGCGCGUCAAGACGGUGUGGAGCCGCCUAGAAUUAACAAAGAAGCAAUUGCAAAUUUUUAAGGUCCCUCAAAUAUGUUUUAAAAAUAUUUUUCAUUGAGUGUUUUAAUUUAUUGUGACUUUACAUAACAGUUGCUCACCUAAUCGUUAUGUUUAGAGUGCAUUGAUUAUAAGGAUUGUUGAUUACAUUGUGAACUGCGCCUAUUUAAUACAGCCAAGAUCUUUACUAAUAACAACUAACGUGAAAUAUAAACUUUUGUACGCAAUAUAUAAAUUUACAAGACCUGAAGCGUUGUUACGAAUGUAUUUAAGUUUUAAAGUGCAAUAAACUAAU
Lingula anatina is the source of this 3023-nucleotide messenger RNA. RefSeq lists its product as uncharacterized. Gene Ontology annotation, molecular function: protein binding. The record is from RefSeq and is a predicted model, not a curated record. NCBI's taxonomy places the organism in Eukaryota, Metazoa, Brachiopoda, Lingulata, Lingulida, Lingulidae. Gene Ontology annotation, biological process: signal transduction.